UGCCGAAAAAGUCGAAAUCAGUUUCUUCAAGCAAUCCCAAUAAGGGGAAACCAGUUUCCAAUGGAUCCCAAGUUGCCAGAUAAGACGAUUGCCUUUCACUGUUCCGACGGGAAGAUUGCCAGUGUCGAUAUCAGAUGCUGCUAUGAAUCUGAUUUAAUUGCCACUCUGUAUACUUUACACCUUUUUAAUUUUGCUGUCAAUUUCCCUAGCGAUAUUCUUUCGCUCGUUAAUGAAUUCUAUACUGCACGUGUCAAUAUUUUUGAAGCCUAUCCUGAUGAUGAUCAUCUCUAUUUAAAAGAGUUAAGGAAAUUCGAUGCCAGUUUUCGCCAAAAGCUCAGCGAUGUUGAACAACAACUCAUCAUCGAAGCUGCUCGUCUACUUAGGAUUGAAAGCCUAUGCAAAUUGCUUGGCGUGACUUAUGAGACUCCAAGGAAAAAGGGGAAAUUAGUUUUGACCGCGGGCGAAUGGAAAUCUAUCAUGGAGAGUAUCUUCUUCUUGCCCGAAUCACUUCCUGCGAGCUUCAGGUAUAUCUGUCCGGAUGGUAAGGUUGUCUAUGUGGACCCAAGAUGUUCCUAUGAGUCUUUACAUGUCCACCGGGCAUUAAAAGAGACAGUGGAUAAGGAACAGGAUUCGAUUAAGAAGGGAUAUCGGAAAGUAACGCCGGGAGAGAUCGGCCGACAUGCCGUCAAUGUCGCAAUCCCAAGCAAGAUCCUUUCAAUUGUGACUUACUUCUGUAUGGCCCGUUUUGGUGUAAAGACUAAUGCUAAGCUAGAUGAAGAUGUCACCUCAGACAUGCUGCAUUUUUUUGGUUACUGUUUUGUGCAAAGUCAAUCACUGCCCCUGCUUGUUGAACUCAUGCAAGCUGCUUACAAAUUGGGUAUCCGAAGCCUCUUGGACCUGACGCACGAUGCUAUUGUUCCCAAGCUCGAUCGGAAGUCUGCUGAAGAGAUUCUUAAGACCUUCCACUUGCUCAAUAUCAAUCAUUGAGUAUGGGAAGAGGUGUACCUCUGUUCUGUGGAGAUUUGCCUCCUGGAAAAUUAAUGUUGAUCUUUUAAAGGUUCCUGCUAAAGUAGUUUAAAUUGUGGAUGUUUACUUAUCAAUCUAAUGAUGACCGGGAUAAAUUAGGCUAAUUUGAAGUAUGUGUGUAUAACUACUUAUGUUACGUUUAACUAACUAUAUAACUAGUGUUAUAUUCGGGUGUUAAUAGGAAUGAUCCUAAAUUCCUAAUGAUGAUACUUGUGGUUUAUGUGAUGA
This is a messenger RNA of Erigeron canadensis, 1254 nucleotides long. RefSeq lists its product as uncharacterized. Gene Ontology annotation, biological process: SCF-dependent proteasomal ubiquitin-dependent protein catabolic process. Lineage: Eukaryota; Viridiplantae; Streptophyta; Magnoliopsida; Asterales; Asteraceae. The record is from RefSeq and is a predicted model, not a curated record. Gene Ontology annotation, molecular function: cullin family protein binding. Gene Ontology annotation, cellular component: nucleus; cytoplasm. Bases 61 to 987 code for a protein of 308 amino acids. The transcript has 3 exons.